UUUUCUUUCUGUUGGAAACAAUAACCAUCACCAAUUAAAUAAUAACCAAAAAUCGGAUACUGAACUUAAUUUUACCCCCGAAAAUUCAACAAAUUUUACAACAGUCGACGGCUAUUUAAGACCCGAAUCUGCAGCUUCAGAACGGUCCAGGACCUCUUCCUAUUCUUACAAAAAAUCAAAAACUGGAAAUUUUUUGGGGAAAAUGAUUGGACAGAAACAUUCAAAAAUAAAGAAUCGUCGUGAGUCUUCCAUCGGGCUAAGCAAAAUAAAUUUGGAAUUAAAUUAUGAUAAUGAACAGUUUAAAUUGGUUGUGAAUAUUGUUGAAGCAACAGGCCUAUUACCAAUAAGUAAAGACGGCUAUGCAGAUCCCUAUAUAACUCUACGUUUAAUUCCAAUAGAAGGGCAAAGAGGAUUGGCAUCUGCUGGAAGUAUAUCCCCAGGAAAGGGAGGAAGGAAACAAACCAAAAUUGUGGAGAAUUGUUUAAAUCCAAUAUUUAAUGAAAUAUUUGAAUUUGGUUUUCACUUUUCUGAAUUGGCUUAUUUUAAAUUAAUUUUAACUGUUAAAGAUGCAAGAAAUUAUGGAAUAUUUGAAAAAAGAGCGGUCCUUGGAACGGCAGAAAUUCCUCUAAAAGACGUAGAUCCGUCAAACCGAAAAACCAAUUUAUGGCUAGAUUUAAUUAAUUAA
Molecule: messenger RNA, 685 nt
Organism: Meloidogyne enterolobii
Lineage: Eukaryota; Metazoa; Nematoda; Chromadorea; Rhabditida; Meloidogynidae
Source: the annotation of a GenBank genome assembly